UUCGGUUGGGAACGUUGAGUGUUCGUCGUGAUUUGAUAUAUAAUUUGAUAUUUAUACAAAAGCUAGGGAAGUGUUUAUUCCUCUUUUCCCAUUGUUUGUAACAACAUUUGAUUUUAGUAUGUGGAAAGGAUUUCAAUAAACCGGUCGCGGAAUUUACGCGAGGUUUUUUUAUAUGUAUAAAUAUUGUAGCUGUGUGUGAAACGUAUGCACUGUGAAUAAAAAAAAUCGAAUGCAGUGGUAUAUUAUACGUGCUAGGUGAGUGAAAAAAAUAGUAAAAAAAGAGUUAAACCCGGGAAUAUUAAUGCAACAUAGCCAUCAAUGGAAUAAAUUCGAGACAUCACUGGGGAUUAAUUAGUGAGAGUGUUUUAAUAAUAAUUCCGUAAUUUUCUGCAAAGUGUUUUUAAAACCGCAUAGAUUUUCAAUUGUGGAAACGUUUUAUGUUGGUAUACAAGUACGAAGUGUUCUAGCAAUCUAACCACCAAUAACGUGCGGUGUUGUAUUUGAAAUUGCCGAUAAUUCAAGUGGUGAGAUAAGAUUCAUACGUGAUUUUGAUUGCAUUCGAAACGGUGUACGUUAGCGGUCAGUAUGUUCUGAUACUCACAUUGUUUCUAAUACGCUAAGAGUAUGGAGGAAGAGUUACGGUGCCCAGUUUGCAAACAAUUGUACGCAAAUCCUGUUUUGUUGCCAUGCUAUCAUUCCCUAUGCAUUGCAUGUGCCAUAGACAUUCAGGUACCGUCGUCAACAACACAAGUUGUUACCGCACAAGUACACCAUCAUCAUCACUCGUCAUCGUCGUCCGGCAACAGUACUGGUAGCUCAAGUGCCACCGAAAGUGUGUCGUCCGAUCAAGACCAGGCCGAUAAGGUCAGCAUUUUGAGUGAGGCCGAUUCGGGUGUUAUAUGUUGUACAUCGCGGCCCGGCUCAUACGCUGGUACGCCAAAUUUACAAGGACUGCUAUUCCCACCAUCGUGUGGUGCCGCCGUAUUUUCACUGUCUUGCCCCGUAUGCCGUAAAAUCGUCUUUUUCGACGAAGCCGGAGCACGCAAUUUACCAGCUUAUCGUACCAUGGAAUCGAUUAUAGACCGAUUUUGUGAACGUGAAGCAUUACGUUGUCAGAUGUGCGAAACUGAACCGAAAGUGGCGGCUGUUGUGUGCGAACAGUGCGAGAUUCGUUAUUGUGAUGGUUGUCGCGAAUUGUGCCAUCCAGCACGCGGACCACUAGCUAAACACAAUUUGGUAAAACCGCGCGGUGCGUCGCUAAUACGUGACUCGGUGUGCAUUGAACACAGUGAAUUAUUGUCCAUGUACUGUUUAACGUGCAAAGGGCCAACAUGUGAACAGUGUUUAAAGGAGAAUCGACAUCAUUCGCACGAUGUACAGGCCACUGCUUCGAUGUGUAAAGCACAAAAGACGGAACUUUCGCAUAAUCUUCAACAACUAUCGGAAAAGGCCCGUUCAACAACAGAAUUUAUACAAAGACUGAAGGGUAUGAGCGACAAAGUCACGGAUUCAUGCCAGGAAUUUGAAAGGCUGGUGACCACACAAUGCGAAGCCUUAAUCCAAGCCAUACAUAAUCGGAGGGAGUAUUUGCUGGAGGCGAUACGACAGGAUAAAGAUACCAAAAUUAGGAUAUUAAGAGAACAGCAAACAAGUUGUACCGGCAAAUUGCAACAAACUACCGGCCUAAUACAAUUCUGUAUCGAAGCACUGAAAGAGACUGAUAGCGCAGCAUUUUUACAGGUGGGAUCAAUGCUUAUAAAUCGCGUCGCUAACACCGACAUGACAUGGCACCAAGAAGUGACAAAUGCAGCGCCACGCGUAUCACCGAUCGUUGAUCUAACACUUGACGAUGCACCUGUCGUUCGUGCUGUUGACAAUCUUAAUUUCAUUCAGAUGAAACCUGCAAGAGAUGGAGAAGAACGAAUUCCUGCAGCUCCACUAGCACCAAGCAUGAUUCCCGAAGAUUGUUCGGCUGAAAAUAAUUCGGUUACAGUUGCUUGGCAAGCACCGAGCCAUUCAUUUAUCGAAGGCUACGUUCUCGAAUUGGACGACGGUAGUGGUGGUGAAUUUCGGGAAGUCUAUUGCGGAAAGGAAACAAUAUGCACCGUCGACGGACUGCAUUUUAAUUCCAUGUACAAUGCGCGUGUAAAGGCAUUCAACAGUACGGGCGAAGGUGAAUAUUCGGAAUUAAUUGGCCUGCAAACAGCUGAAGUUGCUUGGUUCACAUUUGACCCGCAAUUAAGUGACGGUCUUGGUUCGGGUCUAAUCUUUACAAAUGACAAUUCAACGGUGUCAGUUGACGGAUGGGAACAUCGUGUUGCAUUGGGCUCAGUUGGUUUUUCCCGUGGCAUUCACUACUGGGAAUUUACAAUCGAUAAAUAUACGGCUGAUACUGAUCCGGCAUUUGGGGUGGCACGAAUUGACGUGGCUAGAGAUAAAAUGUUGGGCAAAGACGAUAAAGCGUUCGCAAUGUACAUAGACCGGCAGCGUUCAUGGUUUCAACAUAAUUCGGUGCAUGAACGACGAGUCGAGGGUGGCAUAACGUCUGGUAGCACAAUCGGAAUACUGUUGAAUUUGGAGAGGCACACACUGAGCUUUCUGGUAAAUGAAAUGCCACAAGGAUCGGUGGCUUUUCGUGAUUUAUAUGGUGUUUUUUAUCCGGCUGUUAGUCUUAAUCGUGGUGUCACCGUAACACUCCAUUCGGCCAUCGAUGCACCGAGAAUGGAUUUUCACUGAUAAUUACAGUAAAGCCGGACGGGAGGUUUUUUUGUUUGUUUGAGAGACAAAGUUUCGAAUUAAAAAUUUUAACCAAACGAAAUACUGAGCACAUUUUCGGCGAUUAAUAGUUUGAGAUUGCGUACGGUAUUUGAUGCAAUGAAAUUCGACAGGCGCUCACCGAAAGCAAGGAUCUAAAACAUCUUUGAGUAGAGAAAAAAAUAAUCAAGAACCCUUUGUGUACCGUGUCCUGUAAAUACACCGUCGAUGUACAAUAAUCCCAAAUAAAAAUUGUGCAGCCAAUCUCAAUUCAGCAUUUCGAUGUACAUUUAGAUUAGACUAUUCAAGUUACCUAACGGGUUCCAGUAAGCGAAUUGCUCCUAUUUUUUACGUGUGCAAAGCAGUAGUAAUGGGAAAUGGUGAGACUAUAAUCAAUCUGAGAAAUAGAGAGAGAAAAGACAUAAAAUCUGAAACGUAAAUGGGUGCUAAAACGUUAAGAAAGUAAUUGGAUCGGCUUCAUAGAGGCAAGCCGACGAUGUAAAAGUGUUGAGGGUCGUCGUCACUAACUUUGGAAAACAAGAAAAUUUUGCGACGGUAAAUUAUCAAGAAGAGUCAGCCGUACAAGGAUAGAUUUUUAAAAAACGUGCAACUGAUGCCCUAUAAGAGAAGAGAUGGUGUGGCAAUGACAUGCUAAAUAUUAAACUAAAACACUGAAGUUGGUUCACAAAUAAACUGAAAGCAUAGCACUAUUUUGAUUUCAUCAGACCGCACCAUAUUGUCUAUGUUAUGCUAUUAUGCUAGGAGCAACGCUACAGUGAAAGCGGUGAUUAUUUAUGAGGCAGUAGAAUUUAGGGCACUGAUUUAAAUUGGUGGUUUUUCUGGAUAACAUGCAUUCUUUUGUUUAUCAUUCUAUCACAGAACGGCAAGCAAACAACAGUAUAAUUAUCAAGUCUAUAACGUCUUCGACAAUUUUGAAGACAUUGAUGCGAAAUCUUCUACUUCAUUGCUCUUAUCAUAACAUUUACUGCUCGCGUUUAAACGAACAUAUUAGUCAAAACUCACCGUUUAUAUGUGUAGUCGUUGUUGAUAACAGAUGAAAUUAAUAUUUGUCAGGUUCAGUAAUUAGUUAUAACCGUGCAAUGUUUCCAACUGUUAUACGAAUCAACCACCAUGUCUGAGCAAAUUGUCUUAACUCGAGUGAAAUUAGUCAUAACAUACCUUCAGUGUUGUUUACCCAGUUGAUAAAAUUGUGUCAAGUAAUCCAUGUGUUAAUGAAAAUCAAAAACCCCACAAAGAGAUUUUAUUCGACAGUCCGCCAAAUUCGGAUCGAGCUAGUUAUUUCUAUGACCUCGAAUGAUGGAAAAAAAAUUUUUGGCUUAUUUUGUCAUCAAUAGAAUCGCCUGUCUUGUAAUAACUGAAUCUGUUAUUUCUUUAGUUCAUAGUUACAGCCUAUAGUGUCUUGCAACGAAAUCUGUUACUUCAUUUGUUUUAACAUAUUUUUCACUAUAUAAAUCCACAUCAACCGGAGGUGGUCGGUUGUAUUUGUCAGUAAUGUCGAUAACAGAUCAAUGAGUCUUUCUGAAAAGUUCACUUACCAACUUUAAAUCUCUAUUUGAGAUUCGAAAAAGUACUGUAGCUUGUGGAUACAGAAAAUGGUCAGAACAGGUCUGAAACAUGAAAUUGAAAACCUGAAUCUUUUCACGUCAGGUCUGUUCUGAUUCUACAAGAUUGAGUUCAGGAGACCCUAAACUAUAAAGAAAAAGAGUCAAAUAACUUCAUGAACCUCACGAACUAAAACAGGUCCAACCUAAUCUGAGAAAUAGAUUUAUCCUCCAUCAGUACUUUUCGAUCUACUACUUAUUGAGAUACUCGGUUUAGUCAAGUACGGUACCAAUAUUUGGCGACUCAAUACUUAUUAGGGGUCAUUCAUAAAUGACGUCCGAUACUGAGGGGGGAGGGGGGGUCUACGAUUUCGGACACUCCAUACAAAAUUGGGUCAAAUUUGACCACUUUUGCGUGACGAGGGGGGAGGGGGGGGUCUAAAACUGACGAAAAGUAGUGGACGUCAUUUAUGAAUGACCCCUUAAGUGUACUAAAAUUCGGUUCUCUCAUUCAUCCGAUUUUGGCAGGAUUUAAUAAAACGAAUCUCUCUCAAAACAGAAAUUAUAAGCUAAUGCAAAACUGAAACUGUAGAUACACGGUAGACGUUGAAUAACAGUUCAACACCCAGACGAUGUAUUUAUAUUGACCACAGAUGGAAAGUUUAAUUUUUUAUUGAAUCUGUCGUGGUAUACAUAAAUAUUGUCGCAUAAGAAAAACGAAUUCCUUCCUCAACAAUUUAUUUAAUGAGAAAAAUUAAGAAUAAAUGAAAUUUAUAUUGUAAAUAGUUAUGUAUUAAUCGUUAAGAAGUUGACUAAACGUUGCCAUUACAGAAAGAGAAAGUAGUGCCAUUUUUCUAAAAAAAAACCAUGACGGCGCAUGUUGGCAUUAUUUAAAAAAAAAGUAAAAGAAACAGAUUAAAUGAAAAAGAAAUGAAAAACAAAAAUAUUUGAUAAGUUUAACAAUGAAAUUGUGUAACAGAAAAACAGAAAACUAGUUAUUUGUACAAUAAAAUAUUGGUACUCCGUCUAUUUAUUGAUGGUUAAAGGUAAAGCGUAAAUAAAUAAAUGAAAAAAUUGAAAAAAAAUUCCCCUUAAUUGAAAAUUUCAAUUAAAAAAAUAGCAUUUUUUGUAUGACAUCGAGCACUUAAAAUAU
Bradysia coprophila is the source of this 5469-nucleotide messenger RNA. RefSeq names its product E3 ubiquitin-protein ligase Trim9 (gene Trim9). Gene Ontology annotation, molecular function: zinc ion binding; protein binding. Gene Ontology annotation, cellular component: neuron projection. Gene Ontology annotation, biological process: axon guidance. Lineage: Eukaryota; Metazoa; Arthropoda; Insecta; Diptera; Sciaridae. The record is from RefSeq and is a predicted model, not a curated record.